AACCAGGGGACAUGGACUGCAUCCGACGACAGGGCGCUCGUGUCGACGCGGCAGCGCGGCCAGCGCUGGGCCGACAUACAGCGAGAGCACUUUCCCACCAAGACGGCCAAUGCAUGCCGCAAGCGCUACGAGAGGCUGAUGGAGAGACGGGGCGUCUACACGCACGACACGCGCAAGCUCGAGCGUAUUUCCAAGGAGUACAUAGGCAUGCGCAAGCAGAUCUGGUCGGGACUGGCCGCGCGCGUGGGCGAGAAGUGGAACGUAGUCGAGGCUCAG
Molecule: messenger RNA, 276 nt
Organism: Lasiosphaeria miniovina
Lineage: Eukaryota; Fungi; Ascomycota; Sordariomycetes; Sordariales; Lasiosphaeriaceae
Exons: 1
Source: RefSeq, a predicted model, not a curated record